UUUGUCAUCCACCUACCAGAACACAAAUCAAAUCUUUCAUAUACAGUAUGGUUCGGGAAGCUCUAUGGGGAUUAUUGGUGAGGAUGUCAUUGAGUUCGCAUCACUGUCAUACUCAAAGCAAAAGUUUGGCGUUGCGAUAUCCAUUGCAUCUAUAUUUGGUUACCAACCUGUAGAUGGCAUUAUGGGUUUGGCUUGGCCAUCACUAACUGGUGCAAGCACUGUUCCACCAGUUCAAAACAUUUUACCACAACUCGACCAACCGUUGUUUACGGUUUAUUACAAACGCAAUUACUUGUUUUCUAAUAAUGCGGUUGACGGUGGCCUGAUAACCUUCGGAGCGAUAGAUUUAGAACAUUGUUCAGAGAACAUUUUUUAUGUGCCUCUUUCUUCAAAAUCUUAUUGGCAGUUCACCAUUAACGGGUUUGCGUUCAAAUUACAUGUUAGUUUCGGCGAUUAUAAUAUGACUAAAAAUUAUGAAGCUAUUUCGGACACGGGAACAUCUUGGAUUGGCGGACCAAGCGCCGUUAUAGACGAACUAGCCGGUAUCGCUGGUGCCGUUUAUGAUGCUGAAGAUGAUAUUUACGUGAUUGAUUGUGACGAACAAAGUAAAGGAAAAAACUUGACCGUAACAAUCAAUGGCACAGAACUUUAUAUUCCAUCGAAUCAGUAUAUUAUCAACCUUGAUUUGGGGGAUAAUCAGUGUGCGAUGACGUUCUUUCCGAUUGACCUGUCCGGUUUUGGUCCGCAGUGGAUUUUUGGGGCUACAAUGAUCCGAACAUACUGUCAAAUAUAUGAUGUUGGUAACGGCCAACUUGGUUUUGCAACUGCAGUUCAAUAAUU
Molecule: messenger RNA, 840 nt
Organism: Enterobius vermicularis (human pinworm)
Lineage: Eukaryota; Metazoa; Nematoda; Chromadorea; Rhabditida; Oxyuridae
Source: the annotation of a GenBank genome assembly